Messenger RNA from Solenopsis invicta (red fire ant), 11809 nucleotides. It is a transcript of the gene dom, whose product is annotated as helicase domino. Gene Ontology annotation, molecular function: ATP hydrolysis activity; ATP binding; ATP-dependent chromatin remodeler activity. Gene Ontology annotation, cellular component: Swr1 complex. The coding region runs from base 260 to 9280 and encodes 3006 amino acids. The transcript is spliced from 27 exons. Lineage: Eukaryota; Metazoa; Arthropoda; Insecta; Hymenoptera; Formicidae. The record is from RefSeq and is a predicted model, not a curated record.
AACGCCAACAUGGCGGACGGAAGAUUUCCUUUGUAUCACGCCGCCGCCGCGGUGCGUCGCGCGGCUUCCCCACCCGUCGGCAUUGAGCGUCGUCAGCGAGGCCGUUUCCUCGCGCGACGCCCAUACAACGCAUGCGACGCGACCUGGGCAUCGCGCCACCGCUUCGUCGUGUCUCGCCACUCGCUCGGCGACGUAUUUCGUCACCGGCGCUCUCGCCUCGAUAUAGCACAUCAGAUCUCUCGCACGCACCGUACGUGCAAUGAGUGAUAAACAGGGUGCACCUAUUUUACCACCCCUUAAUCGGGGUGCGGCUAAUAAUGGAGGAAAUAACGGAAGUUCAGCUCAACAGACUGUCAGUCUACAACAGGUUCUCACCUCUCCUCAAGGCCUCAAUGUCCUCUCCACUAGUGGACAACAGUACGUUAUUACGACUCAGAUGCCUGGUCUACAGGUUAUACCACCGAACAAUGCCACGACUAACGCGAGUGGAACGCAACAAGUCGGUGUCACAAGGUUCGUCAACAUCACACCACCGCGCAACGCUGUUGGCAGUGUCGGUGUUGCCGGCACGUCGCCUCAUUCGUCACCGGUGGUGUCGCGGUCACAGAACUCUACUAAAGUUAUGCUGACAACGUCGCCAAAACUCGUACGCACCUCCAUAAGUAACGUGUUCGUGGCGCCAAUGUCCUCAUCAUCGUCGUCGUCGCAGGUAUCAUCGCCACAAGUGCAGGUUCAAUCGCCAUCACCGCCAGCGAGGAAACGGUUGAAAUUGUCGGAAACGACGGAAAAACUGAUUCCAUUUGAUGCUAUCGGCUACCGCAGGCGGAUAAUGGAACACAAGAUGCGGCGGAUGCGCAGCGUACGUGAGAAAUAUUCUGAAAACGCAUCAGAAUUGUACUUUCUGCACACUGGUGGCAACAUAAUGGAUUACUAUACCUGGCGGAAACGAUCUCCGACGCCGCACUUCGUAAAUUUUCUACGUCAGCAUCGACUCGACCCGGAUGACGAAGAUGAGGAUCUGACUACGCCACUGUCGUCGAUUCCAGAAUUCUCGCAGCUAUCCGCUGUCGCGACUACUGUCACUACUACGACCGCCAGCAGUGCUAUUGUUACUGCUACCACCGCCGUCACAACUGUCACGUCCAGUUCCACGCUGGUCCAAAUCCCAAAUCAAAGAGCGGAAGUUAAAAUUGCUGGGGUGGGCAGUACGCCAGUAGCAGUAUCCACCACUCUCCCUGCUGCGGCUCUAGCCCAGCUUACUCAAGGACAAGUACCAGGUAGGCCUCAAGGGGGCCGCCAUGGCAUGGUGUUUGCCUUCCGAGCGGCAAUCCAGUCUUCACCAGUCACCGUUCACCCUCCAUCCGCUUCUACCGUAGCACCCACGCUCAUUAUAGGUGGAACAUCAGUGGUUGCAGACUCGAAACUGGCGACUACUACCGCUAAUCCAGUAGUGGAAAAGUCUUCGCCGUCGAUAACCACUAUCGCUACCCUGAAAACGUCUAUAACAUCAACUACGCUCAAUAAUCCCCAACCUAUUGUUAAACUCGUUAAAUUGUCUACACCUACUACCAUAACUACUUCUUGUGAUAUCACAAAUAAUCAGGAACAAAUUGUGGAAAAAGCUAAACAGGAGGCGUACGUGAUGCAAAGGAUUGCGGAGUUGCAACGUGAGGGAUUAUGGUCGGAACGGCGAUUGCCGAAAGUGCAAGAGCCGACCCGAACCAAAGCCCAUUGGGAUUACUUGCUGGAGGAAAUGGUCUGGUUGGCUGCUGACUUUGCUCAGGAACGUAAAUGGAAGAAGGCAGCGGCGAAGAAGUGCGCGAGAAUGGUGCAGAAGUAUUUUCAGGAAAAAGCGAUUCAAGCGCAAAAGGCUGAGAAAUCUCAAGAGCUCCGGCUAAAGAAGAUUGCUAGUUUAGUCGCUAAAGAGAUCAAAACCUUUUGGGCUAAUGUUGAAAAAUUGGUGGAGUAUAAGCAACAAACAAGGCUGGAAGAAAAACGGAAGAAGGCGUUGGAUCAACAUUUAAAUUUCAUUGUGGGUCAAACGGAAAAAUACUCCACGUGGUUAACAGAGGGUCUCAACAAGACCGACGGUCCGCAAAGUAUUCCAGCUUCCAUAAAUAGUUCACGUAUUUCUUCACCAGUUCCAUUAGGAAAAAGUCAUUCCGACGAGGAAUUCCAGCCAAAUCAAAGUUCAGACGAUGAUGAGGAGACUAUAGCUAAAGCUGAAGAGGAAAUGAAAACGACCAAUCACAAAGAAGAAGUGGAAUUGUUAAAAAGAGAAUCGGAAAUACCUUUAGAAGAUCUUCUGAAGGAUUUACCGCAAGAUUAUUUGGAAGAUCGCAAUAGAAGUUUAUCGCCGCUAGAUGCAACGAAUGAAGAACAAAAUGAAUCUGAAGAAGCAGUUGAUGCAGAUGCGGAUUUUGUCGCAGCAUCUGGUGAAUCUUCAGAUGAAGAAGAUACUAUCUUAGAAGAAGAAAGACUCGAAGGAGAAAUCGAUCACAAGCGAGAACUCGAUGAACUUAAGGCUGAUAAUGAAAUGUCUAUCGACGAACUUGCGGCCAAAUAUGCAAAUAUGUCAGACAUGUUGAUGGACAUAGAAGAGGCAGAAGGUACGGAUAACAGCGAUAAAGAAGCGGUACAGGAGAUCGAAAUAAGCAGUAGUGAGAGUGAGAGCGAAGAGAGUGAUCGUGAGAGUGAUGAAGAAGAGGCUCAAACUCAAAGCGAUACAGAGGCGGAUAUAGGACUUCAAUCUCUUCUCGAAGAUCCCUCCGCGGAAAAACAAUCGGAUAGUAGAAUCUCAGAUCAUUCAGACGCACAUAAUGAAAUGGAUAACGUUGCCGCAUUAGCAGAGAGUAUUCAGCCUAAGGGAAAUACAUUGCUCACUACUAGUGUUGUCACCAAAAUACCUUUUCUUCUGAAACAUUCUCUUCGAGAGUAUCAGCAUAUAGGAUUGGACUGGCUUGUUACAAUGUACGAGAGAAAGUUAAAUGGCAUUUUAGCCGACGAGAUGGGUCUAGGUAAAACUAUACAAACUAUCGCGCUGUUGGCGCAUCUGGCAUGUGAGAAAGGAAAUUGGGGACCGCAUCUUAUAAUUGUGCCGACUUCUGUGAUGCUCAAUUGGGAAAUGGAAUGCAAAAAAUGGUGUCCCGGAUUCAAAAUACUAACAUACUACGGCACACAGAAAGAGAGGAAACAAAAGAGAACAGGAUGGACGAAACCAAACGCUUUCCACAUAUGCAUUACAUCUUAUAAAUUAGUAAUACAAGAUCACCAAAGUUUUAGACGAAAAAAGUGGAAAUACCUUAUUUUGGACGAGGCGCAGAAUAUAAAGAAUUUCAAAUCGCAGAGAUGGCAGUUGCUUUUAAAUUUUCAAACACAGCGGAGAUUACUUCUUACCGGCACACCUCUUCAAAAUAAUUUAAUGGAAUUAUGGUCACUCAUGCACUUUCUUAUGCCUAACGUUUUUCAGUCACAUCGCGAAUUUAAAGAGUGGUUUAGCAAUCCUGUCACAGGCAUGAUCGAAGGGAACAGCGAAUACAACGAGAACAUAAUCCGUCGUCUGCAUAAGGUAUUGCGGCCAUUUCUUUUAAGACGAUUAAAAACUGAAGUGGAAAAACAAUUGCCAAAGAAAUAUGAACAUGUGGUCAUGUGUCGUUUAUCAAAGCGUCAAAGAUUUUUGUACGAUGAUUUUAUGUCGAGAGCCAAAACGAAAGAAACACUCGCCAGUGGGAAUCUGUUGAGUGUGAUUAAUGUAUUAAUGCAACUGCGAAAGGUGUGUAAUCAUCCGAAUUUAUUCGAAGUACGACCGACUGUUUCGCCAUUUCAAAUGGAAACGAUCGAGUUUGUGACCGCUUCGUUAAUUUGGAGCGCACUUGAUUACGAUCCUUUUAAGCACAUCCAACUGUCUAGCCUGAAUCUUUUGCUGAUAGAUAUAGAGAUGACACUCAGUGCAUUUGUUGCACACAGAGUGAAUCGUCUGCGGACGCCUAGAAAGCUUAUAGAGGAGAUAGAUACUCAACCGGAACCGGCGCCGAGAUGUCCGUCUGGUCGAAUCAAGAUCAAUGUUAGAUUAUCGAAUCAAGCAAAGCCGCAACAGCAACAACAGCAAGCGCAGACUAGGUUAAAACAUCUGGCUGGCGUAUUACCCACGCAAAGAGUGGGUACGUCCCCUUUGAUAAAGUCGUUAAAUACCAGCCAAAGUGGUCUGGGACAAGGUGUUACAUUGAGAGUUGCGAGUGGUCAGCAAUUGCAAGGUUAUUCCCUUCAAUUGGUGCCGCAUCAGGGUAGUGUAAAAGCUAUCCCUGUGGCAACAUUGGGGCACAAUCCUCAAAGUACCACCGUGACAUCGACCACGGCGGUGACGAACGCGCAAAGAAUCACUAUGGGAAAUGCUAGCCUCAGAGAUGGCCUUCAGCGAUUGACGGCGCAAACUGUUACGGUCAAACAAGGCGAUUCCGUCCAGAGAAUAGCGGUACCUAGUUUUGCGCAACUUGUUCAAACCACCACUGGUAGACACUUCAUUUUCACUUCAACGCAGAAUCAACAGAACACUAACACAGUUUCUUUUCCAGUCAUGACGUCGAGCACACCGCGCUUUACAGUGUUGUCUAAACAUUCUCUGAUGGGUUUGUCCACGUCGGGUGCCACGACGAUGAACAAAGUCGUCAGCGGAGUCGUGACAACGCCGAGCGGCCGACCUAUCAUGAGAGUACCUCCUCUAAACGUAACUGCUUCGCAAUCAUCACCAAGUGGAAACAAUGGUCAGCAGACAGCCAGUCAGCAACAACCGCAAUCGAUACGUGGUAUUGUCACUAGACAGGUUCAAAAAGAAAUCGCGAAGGCGCAAAGUAAAGAAGAACCCAAAUCCGAAUUUUAUUUGCCGCAAUUGGAAGAGGAAAAAAGACAAAGGAGACAGUCUAAAUUGCAUCUUAUAGCAAACAUCAAUGAACGAAGAUGCGCGGCGUGUCCGCUUUACGGUGAAGAUCUUUUUAUGGCUUUGAGAAUCGGUAAGCCCGCGACAGCCUGUCGUUGGCACAAUGCUUGGGUGCACUGUACAACAACUCAGGAGAAGAUUCGUACUCGGAAAGAGUUCUUUACACACACGGAAGCGCUCGCGGAAGCUAUCAAAAGCACGGAGCAGAUUGUUGAAGAACUCAAAGAGGUCUUUGAAAGAUUUGUAGUCUACGUCCCAGCUGUACGGGCGCCAGUUCCUCGAUUCCAUGUAUCUCAUCCGCCGCCGUAUAAGUUAUGGAAUGAGCGCCGUCUGUGGGCCGAUUUGCAGCGACAGCUAUCGCCGAAAUUGUCGUUGUUCCAUCCGAUUUCGAGUCACAUGCUCACACAGUUUCCCGAUCCCAGAUUGAUCCAGUACGAUUGUGGCAAGCUGCAGUCGCUGGAUUGUCUGUUGAGAAAGCUAAAGUCUGGAAAUCACCGGGUUCUAAUAUUUACGCAGAUGACUAGAAUGUUAGACGUAUUAGAAGCCUUCUUGAAUUUCCACGGACACAUAUAUCUGCGACUGGACGGCACCACUAGAGUGGAUCAACGUCAGAUUUUGAUGGAAAGGUUCAACGGCGAUAAACGAAUAUUUUGUUUUAUCCUGUCGACGAGAUCUGGUGGUGUCGGUGUGAAUUUGACUGGAGCGGAUACGGUAAUAUUUUAUGAUAGCGAUUGGAAUCCUACGAUGGAUGCCCAGGCGCAAGACAGAUGUCACAGAAUAGGACAAACGCGGGACGUACAUAUCUAUAGAUUAGUUAGUGAGAAGACUGUUGAAGAGAACAUUUUGAAGAAGGCAAACCAGAAACGAUUGCUAGGAGAUCUCGCUAUUGAGGGUGGCAAUUUCACUACGGCAUAUUUCAAAAGUUCUACUAUUCAAGAUCUGUUUAAUAUCGAUCAAACGGAGAAUGAUGCGUCAACGCGAAUGGCUGAAGUGCUCGAUCAGAAUCGGGAUCGAGAGAAGGCCUGGAAUAAGGAUGUGGCAGCAGGACCGUUUCAAGGUCUUUCAGGACAGCAUGCGGAAGAAAAGACAGCAAUGGGUGCUCUUGAAAGCGCUCUUGCUGCUGUUGAGGAAGAUCUUGAUGUUCAGGCUGCAAAGACCGCGAAAGCGGAAGCCGUUGCCGAUCUUGCCGAGUUCGAUGAGAACAUUCCGUUGGAAGAAGCUGAUAAAGACGAUACGCAGGUCAGCAAGGCAGAACAGGAAGUUCAGAAUCUGAUUUCUCAGCUGACUCCAAUUGAGCGAUACGCGAUGAAGUUUGUCGAGGAGUCCGAAGGUGCGUUCUCCGCAGCGCAACUGGCUGCAGCCGAACGGGAGCUUGAGCAACAGAAAAAGGAGUGGGAACUGGAUCGGUUACGGGCACUACGUGAGGAGGAGGAGCGGCGCAUGCGGCUCGCUGACGACGACGAGAAGCCGCUGACUUUUGGCCGCGAGGAUGCGCAAAAUCAGGUUAAUAGCACUGCCGCCAAGGGCGGUUCCAGGCGAUUAGUUAGUAAGAAACUAAUGGUACCGAGUAGAAGAAGUUUGCGUAGACGUGGCGGUAAUAGAAGGAGACGCGCGCGUAAAUUAUCGUCGGAAAGCGAAAUUGAAACUACUAGCACGGAAUCGGACUCUGAUUCAGAGUCGCAGGAGGAAGACGUGGUUGAGGAUAGUCUUGAUGAGGAAUCGAGUCACACGGAGAGUCAGAGUCAAGGAGAUGAGGGCGAGGAGGAAGAAGGAGAGGAUGACGAAGGAGAAGGCGGAGAAAACGAAGAGAGCGACGAAGAGGAAGAGGCCGGCGAAGGGAAUGAGGAUAGGAGAGCGAACAAUCGCGACGAUUCCGAGCGAGGAGGGGGUUUCUCGAGACGGAAAGGACGUUUGGCAGGUUCUGGUUCGUGCACACGAAAUCAUUUCGAUUUAAACAGUCCACGCACCAGAUCCCGUGGAAAUGUUCAAAUCAAUCUUUGGACUUUGGACGUAAGUCCGAUCCUGCCCGGUGUAAAACCGAAUUUUCGUCGGCAGAGUAAGAAAUUUCAUCGCGCUAAAUCCGAGGAAACUUUUUCCUCGCCAUUAUCAGUUGACGCGUGUCGUAAGAGAAACAUUCGGGUUAAUAUGAACGCCAAGGUUUCGGCUAAUUCCGAUCAAAAUUCAAAGACUGAGAUCAUUGAAACGGAAACUGAUCGAGGUUCGUCGAAGGAUAAACGAGAUCCAAAGAAGGAAGAUCGGAACCUCGCGUCGUCCUCGGUUAAUUCAAAUAGCGUGGAACAAUGUGUUGCUGAUUCUAACGCGGAGCAAUCUAUCGAUAAUCACGUAGACUCUUCGACAUCAGUUAAAGCGCAAUCGGACCAAACGAGAACGUCGGAACUGAUCUCUAAUGACGCAGUGGACGAACAAAGUGUUAAAAAGGAAAACGAGAAAAAUGAUGAGAAAAUCACGAAUGGUACUAAUUUAAUCACGAUCUGCUCAGUUCAAGUAACACGGUGUUCGCAUAAAAUGUCCACAACUCACAGAAAGCUCGAACCUGAGGUAAAUCGUAACGAGGACGCAGAGAAUCUCGAUGUGAAUGUCAGUGCGAGCGAUUCUCGUUCUUCGUCGAACACGGUGCAACCAGAUGCAUCUUUGAAACGUCCGAAGGAGACAAUAGCUAAGUCCAAAUCGGAAUUCGGCGCAUCGGCUAAUUCUUUAUGUAACAAUACGCGAGGGAAAUUGACCAUUGCCGCACCGAAAGAGUCUGAUAAGAGCGGCGAGUCACCUUCUAGUCGUUCGGUUCCUCUUUUACGAUCGAAAGCAUUGCGAAACGGAAGCCCUGACAGGGCUGACACAAUUUCUAAACCAAUUGCCAUAUCCCGUGUUUCCACUAUGCAGAAAAAUUCCAAAAUUAAUGUAAAUACUGACGAGGCUUGUGGUAACGCGGUCGAGGAUAAAGAUAAAAACAAUUGUGAUGAAGCUCAUGACGAUGUCGAGUCAGCGAUAUCCACGACGCAAAAGUCUGGUCAGAAAUUUAAUUUGAAAAGCGAAAAUUCAAACAUUUUGCCCCAAGUAUCGGAAAAAGAGACAAGCGAUACGGUAUCAAACGCGCCUGACUUUUUAAUACCAUCGGUAAAAAGUGAAUUUAAUUCUAAUGAACCCAAACUGAAAAUACGAAAAGUGGAUAGCGUGAUUCAACGAAGCGUAACAACUCGUAAUUCAAAAAUUCCCUCCACUGUUAAUCAUGUAGAAGAAAGUAACAUUCGAUUGAUGAUCGACAAGAUCGAUUAUGUAUCGGAGAAUAAAUUAGGUUCGCAAACAAAAACUGGCCAGAUAGCGCGAAAACCCGACAAUUUGCAGCAUUCACUUGUUGAACAGAGUAGAAUCACGCGAUCGACAAGUCACUCGUGUAUGCCUCCGCCUCCACCACCUCCGCCUCUACCACUAGUUAACAAUGACGAAACAACGCAAAAUUUACCGAAAUUGAUACCAAAACGACGACCGGAUACUCCCCUUCCGCGACCAAUUACGAGAUCUGCAGCGAACUAUCCUUCUGUGAGAAUUGAUCCGAUAUUGCCUAAUCGAGUUGAAAAAUACACGACCCGGAACUCAAAGCAGUACCAGGACAACGGCCUGGUCAAUCUUCCGUUUAGACAUAAUAAAUCGAUAACGCCGAUGAAAUCGGACUCAAAGGAAAGUCCGGCGACGCCCGUGAUCUCGAUAAAACGUCGUCCGGACACACCCCGACCUAAUAUACCGCCCAGUCAUAACAACGAACUAGUACCCAGGAUGACGCGUUCAGGAUCGCUUUUAAAUUCCACUUUCUCACCAAAGUCAGCAUCGUCGCCGUUGUCUUCUUUUCCUUCCGCGCUUAGGACGAGUACAAAACAGGUACGAAUCCCAUCGACGAGCAGCGAAAACGAGAACACGAAUCUGACAUCGGCAACCUACGAGAAGCCUCAAAGAACGGCCAAGAUUGUGGCUAUUAUUAGUCUGGAUACGAGAAAUAACAGUAGUAAGAAUUCAUCAGAUCAGUCUAAAUCCAAUGUCAAUUACGAGAUGAAGAUCCAGGACAAGGAACUUCCUGUGUCUCGAUUGUCAGAUUCGUUGAAGGAACAGGAGACCGUUCCUGAGAGCUGCGACUCGUCCGACAUAAAGUUCAGGAGACUGCGUAGAGAAACGAAGCGCGCUAGAAAUAUAUCAAGUUUGGAAGACGAGGAUGGUUCUAACGAUGUUAGCGACGAAGAUCCACCGCAGAGGAGAUCUCGCUCUUCACAGAUCUCUCCCUCGCCCUCUUCCUCCGCAGCGACACGAUCCGAAAAAAUGAAGGGCACCGCAAUAUCUUGAGCCACGCUGAAGUAUCACUGUCGACGACGCGAGUUAUUCCGUCAGGAAUAUAAUUGCUAUUUGACAAAAUCAGUCAAAUAUUACUAUUCUAUUAUUGCGUCUGCUAUUCAAUCCGCCUACUAUGCGCGUGAUGCCGGGUUUGUGCUUAGCAUUUAUCGCAUGAUACUUUUAUCUCGAUGCUUCUUUUAUUAAUAUUCUUGCAGUGUAAUAUAUAAGUUUAAUGAAAGUGCACACACUUUUCAUAAUUAUUUGCGCAUUAAUUGCGUAUUACAAUAACAGCUAAAAAGAAGCAAGAGAUGUAACAUUUACUGAUUUAGAUUACCUCUUAAGAUUUGAGGUGAAACUCGUAAAUUCAUUUCUUAUGUAUAAACUUAGAUGAAGAUGGAUUUUUUCUUACAGGAUAUCUCAUAAAAACCUUAACGAUGUAAUUUGAAGGUAAAUUCCUGAAAUCGCUAUGAGAUGAAAAUCCUUGUACCAAAAUGAGGCUACAAUAGUUUUUAAAUGAGAAGUGUUCAAAGUUGGUGAAUCGAAAUACGCGGGUUCGAAUAUUGCAUAUCACACAAUAGUGCAGGUAUUCCUAAAUGUGAUUCUUAAAUUCUUAUUUUACAUAUUGAUUUUGCGUACACCUUCACUAUUCCAUACUGUUCAUAUUUGAGCACGUAUAUUUCAGACAGUUUGAUCUGCGAACUCUUCUCAUUUGAAAACUGUUUAAUAUAAUCUCAAUAUUUUUGUAUUAAGAUUUUUGUCUCAAAACGAUUAUUUUUAAGCAUUGUUUUUAAACAUUGUUACGGUUUUUAUGGAAACCCCCUGUAUAUAGAAAAAUAUGAAAUUAUUGAUUAAUGUAUAGAAAUUACAAAAAAUUUUUUUUAGAGAAAAGUAAAAAUUGAAUUAAUUUAAAGAGAUAAAAUUAAAUUGACACGACCUGUAAGAACAAAAAUUUUGUUUCUGUCACCUCUUAUUUUUUAUCUGAAAAUUUAUAAGUGUAAAAAAAAUGUUUCUUACAUUUGAAUUUAGAUGAAUUUACUGAAUGUUGUUAUUAUUUGUUAGAGCUUUUAUUUAAUUAUUUAUCAGCUUGUUUCUUUUAGAUAAACGAAAAGCAAAUAAAAAAUAAGUGAGAAAUUGUUAUUUAAUAAUUAAGUUAAUAAUAAACAUUGAGAGAAUUCUAAUGAGAGAUGCAUGAAAUAAGAAGUUUCAUGAGAUAAAGACGGAUCUAAAUCUGGUUUUUAGAAACGCCUGUAAUUAAUCGCGUAUUGAGAAUACGUCCUUUGCCCGUGCUUAUGCUAUAUUUAUCGCUUAGUGACUGUUUGAUUUUCCCUUCAGAAUAAUUCUGCGAUUUUUAUAAUGAAGAAUUCUAUAAAGAACAUUUAUGAGAAAAGCUUUUAAAUAAAUUCUAGAAUUACAUACAAGAACAAUUCCGUAUUUGGAAAAUUACUUAAAACAUUUUCAAUCUGAGAGAAUGAAAAUUUUGAAGAAAAUUCCACGUGAGAACAAAUCGGAAAUAAAGAAAACUAAGCAUUGGAAAAAGCUUCCGCACGAGAGAAGUGAAACAGAAUCGAAUAGACACUUCCAGCGUUAAUAUAGGCAUGAGUACGCAUCCUCUUGUACAUAAUCACGAUAUGAUUACGAUAAACAAUGUAUUUCUUCCGGGUUGUACCGGAUAAUACACGUGUAAUAUUUGUAGCGUUGUAAAUUGUACUCUGGUUCGCCAGCCCACUCCUCCCCUCUUCUCAUCUUUAUUCGUUGUAAAGAUAUCAACAGAUCCGUUUCUGUUGGCUGCACUUUCUGCUAUCUUAAACCUUGUUCUCUUUUGUUUUGUUCUGCGAAUAUGUUCUGUUAAAUUUGAAAGCACGGGAAAGUGCUGGCAGCAAGAGGCGGAUUUUAAAUCACGUAUGCCUAGCGAUUUAUAUAAACGAGCAUGACGAGCGAAAUGGACGAGUGUAUUAUAUUAGAAAUGAGGACCGAACUGACUUCGGUCAAGCGAUUCUCUAGCGCGCUUGUUUAAUGCGCAUUAAACUAUCCAUACACAUAUAUCGACAGGCGUCACGAGUAAGAAACGUGAUAAGGAAAAAAAAUAAUAUAAAGACUGGACGAAGCGCAGUAGUUUAAUCCCUAUUUCCACUAUUUCAGUUCGAAUUUUACUUGAAUCUGGAAGGGAAGUUUGAUAUGAUAAUUUAUUUUAAGUAAUGUGUUACACUAGUUGAUACCCGGUUGAUACUCGGAAAAGUAUCGACCAAGACGAGGAAAGGCUUUAAUCGUGCCGCCUUGAGCUACGUAAUUCACAGGACAAUGACCUGAUUAUAUUAUAUAUACAUGUUAUAUGUAUGUAUAAUAUAUAUACUACAUAUAUUAUUGUGUAUGCGUAAGGAUGUCCUCCCCUCGCCCUUUCCACUUGCCUCAUCCUCCGCCACUUACACACACAUACACACACACAAACACACAGUAAUAAUUAAGUUGCGUGCCUGUAUUUUGUAUGAUCGAGCGAGAGUUCGAAGAAGAAAAAAAAAAAUAAACGAGAUAUUCCUUGCUAUA